AUGCUGGGGGACCUCAUGUCUCUUUUUAGGAGUCUCCAUGGGAUGCUUGCUUCCUCAGGCACCAUAGGAGCAUUGAUGGCUUGGCUGAUCAGCUAUAAGCCAGCCUUGUUUGGCUUUCUAUUCCUUCUGCUGUUGCUUAGCAACUGGCUGGUCAAGCAUGAACUCAAACCUACUCCUCAAGAGCCCCAGCAGGAAGAGGCCGAGCAAUCCAAGACUUGCGAAGCCAAAACCAACGGCAAAUGCCUAAACACGAAAGAAGUGGAGAGACUGCACGCCUGCUUUGCCCUCCAGGACAAGAUCCUUGAACGGCUUAUGUUCAGUGAAAUGAAACUGAAAGUCUUAGAAAAUCAGAUGUUCAUCGUAUGGAAUAGAAUGAAUCACCACAAGCAGUCAAGCCGACGGCGGACUUUUCCAGCAGGAAAACACAGAAUGCGGAGGCGGGAGUCUCUUUUCUCCAUCCUCUCUGAUUGCACUUCCAAUUCCCCCUAA
Molecule: messenger RNA, 489 nt
Organism: Rangifer tarandus platyrhynchus (Svalbard reindeer)
Lineage: Eukaryota; Metazoa; Chordata; Mammalia; Artiodactyla; Cervidae
Source: the annotation of a GenBank genome assembly